AUGGAUUUGGUCUUUACCGGUGAUCAAUUGCAGGAUAAAAGUGUGGUACCGGAGGGUUUGGAUAGUCAGCUGGAUACGUUGGAUGCUUCGAUUAUUAGUUUGAAUACAAAAAUGGCUGUUAUCGAUUCGAUUUGCGAUAAAGAUGACGUGAGAAAAGAUUACGAGAAAAGUGCUCGACAAGCGUUGAAUUCGUCGUUGGACGUGAUGAUACAGCUGAUUGACAGCCUGCUAGACGCUCAGUAUCUAGGUAAUAUCAAUUAA
This is a messenger RNA of Anisakis simplex (herring worm), 261 nucleotides long. The record is from the annotation of a GenBank genome assembly. Lineage: Eukaryota; Metazoa; Nematoda; Chromadorea; Rhabditida; Anisakidae.